GCUACAACACACUCUUCUCUCUCACAUCAUUCAUAAUCUCAUAUUCCCCAAUCUGAAUAAUAUUUCAUUUUCUCAAAUCUUGAAAACUUUCUAAAACGAUCGAUGGAGCUUAUUCCUGAUCUUCCCGAAACCGUAGCCCGCGAGUGUCUCCUACGCAGCUCCUACCACCAGUUCCCUCUUAUGGCUUCCGUUUGCAAACUCUGGCAGCGAGAAAUCAGCCUCCCUGAUUUUUUCCGACACCGUAAAGCUUCAGGACAUAGUCAAGAGCUUCUUGUCCUGUCUCAAGCUCAAGUCGACGACCCGGUUAACAAACUCGGUUCGGGUAAAACCAUCCCCACGCCCGUGUACCGGAUUUCGGUUCUUGAACUUGGGUCCGGUCUUAGGAGCGAGCUGCCUCCGGUUCCAGGCCAAUCCAACGGGUUGCCUCUGUUCUGUAGACUAGCCUCCGUCGGGUCGGAUCUUGUUGUGUUGGGCGGGCUUGACCCGGUUACGUGGAGGACCUCUGACUCGGUCUUCGUUUUCAGCUUCUUGACGUCCACGUGGCGCGUCGGGAAGAGCAUACCAGGUGGACCUCGUUCAUUCUUCGCCUGCGCUUCGGAUUCUGUACGGAACGUCUUCGUGGCGGGUGGACACGACGAAGACAAGAACGCGAUGAUGUCAGCUCUAGUGUACGACGUGGCUGAAGAUAAAUGGGCCUUUUUACCGGAUAUGGGCCGGGAGAGAGACGAAUGCACGGCUGUUUUCCACGCUGGCAAAUUCCACGUCAUCGGUGGUUACGCCACGGAGGAGCAAGGGCAGUUUAGUAAAACAGCUGAAUCGUUCGACGUCAGCACGUGGCGGUGGGGCUCGCAGGCGGACGAGUUCCUCUCUUCGGGGAUGACUACGUGGCCUCCGGUUUGUGCUGCCGGUGAAUACGGAGAUUUGUACGCUUGUUGUCGCCGUGACCUGAUGGUGAUGAGAGGCGAUACGUGGCAUAAAGUUGGGGAGAUACCUGCUGACGUGUGCAAUGUGUCUUAUGUGGCGGUAAGGAGGUCCGGGAAGCUGGUCGUGAUCGGUUCGGCUCGGUACGGAGAACCAAGUGUAGGGUAUAGUUGGGAUAUGAGCAAUUCUCGAUGGGUAAAACUGGAAAGACAUGAAAAAUAUGAAGGUCACGUUCAAGCUGGUUGCUUCUUGGAGAUGUAAAAAUAACUUGAAUAAGGUUCAUAUGUCGUUCAUGCGUAAUAACGUUAAAGUGGUCGGUUGGUUUUUCCAUGCGUGACUGUAUCAAAUAUUCUAAAGUGCUAUAGAUAUAUUAAUUUGUAAGCAUGAUUUAUAGUCGACUGAUUGUAUAAAAUUGUCAUAUGUGUGAUGUUAAUAAUUCAAUGUAGACAUAAUAAGCUUACGAGGACAAGAGUGUCGAUGCGUUAUGUACUUA
Camelina sativa (false flax) is the source of this 1414-nucleotide messenger RNA. Its product is annotated as F-box/kelch-repeat protein At1g15670. Lineage: Eukaryota; Viridiplantae; Streptophyta; Magnoliopsida; Brassicales; Brassicaceae. The record is from RefSeq and is a predicted model, not a curated record. Gene Ontology annotation, biological process: regulation of phenylpropanoid metabolic process; negative regulation of cytokinin-activated signaling pathway. Gene Ontology annotation, molecular function: protein binding.